Molecule: messenger RNA, 1241 nt
Organism: Manis pentadactyla (Chinese pangolin)
Lineage: Eukaryota; Metazoa; Chordata; Mammalia; Pholidota; Manidae
Product: fibroblast growth factor-binding protein 1
Exons: 2
Coding region: 174-890 (238 amino acids)
Biological process (GO): cell-cell signaling
Molecular function (GO): growth factor binding
Source: RefSeq, a predicted model, not a curated record
UGAUAAAGAUCUGUGGGUAUGUAUGUUGUAAAAUCUCUGCCUGGGCUCCUAUAAGAAGGGCUUCCCUGCCUGGCCCUGCAGGUGAGACAGCUGCAAGCCCGCGAGCUUCUUCCUGCAUCUGGCACUGCACUGGAUCUGCACGCCCCGGACAAGGUUCCCACCAAGCCGAAGCCAUGAGGACCUGUAGCCUCACCCUGCUGUCCUUCCUCCUUCUACCUGCACAUGUGUUCUUGGCGGAGGGCAGAAAGGAAGCAAAGAAUAGACAUGUCAGCAAAUCCACCCCGGGGGAUAAUCUGCACACUGUAGUCAAGACCGAUGUUGAGAAAAGAAGGCAGCCACCCAAGCACCUGACCAAAGGCAAAUUUGUCACUCAAGACCAAGCCAACUGCAGAUGGGUGGCGACUGAGCAGGAGCAGGGCGUCGCCCUGAAGGUCGAGUGCACUCGACAUGACAACAGGUUUUCCUGUGUCUUUUCUGGCAACCCAACUUCUUGCUUAGAGUUAAACAAAAAUAACGUCUAUUGGAAACAAAUUGGCCGGAACCUGCGCUCUCAAAAGGCCAUCUGUGGGGACUCCAAGAGUGUCCUGAAGACCAGAGUGUGCCGAAAGAAGUUUCCAGAAUCCAAUCUCAAGCUAGUGAACUCCACUCUGAUUAGGAAUAAGAAACCCAAUCAAACGUCAUGGGAGCCCUCUCCCCUGGAGCACAGCAAGGUCAAAGGGAACACACCCUCCGGCCCUGUGGGGACCCAGACCUCAGCAACCAAUGACCCCAAGUGUGUGGAGGACCCAGACCUGGUAAAUCAGAGGAAUUUGGCCCUGGAGUACUGUGGGGAGACCUGGAGCUCUUUCUGCAAAUUCUUUAUCACGAUGGUACAGGGCAGUUCUUGUUAAUGAGGUCAAAAGAGAACAGAGUCCAUUAGGAGGCGUCAUGUCAAAGCCCUUCAGUACGUGUAAAGUUCUCCAAGUAAGAUGAACAUUUAUGCUAUGGGAGUGUAGUGGAAUAUUUAAACAGAUUUUAUAAUAUUUGUUUUUGCGUUUUGGAAUUUGCUUUAUAUUCAUUUCCUUAGACUUGGUUUUCAGAGGUUUUUUUUACCUCAGUAUGUUUUCCUUGGCCCAUAAAACUAUGUGAAUAUGUGCAGCAAGGACCAGUCUUGGAGCUAAUAAGCCAGAGUGGUGAUUUCAGUGCAAUGCACUUUCUACAGAAUUAACAAAGAUAAUAAAGCUCUGGGAAUUUUUCAGAAA